GUAUUACCGGGGCAUUUACUUCCCGCCAACUGUCAAAAACCCUAGCCACCCCACCCCCAAAUUCUUUAUAAACCCUAAUUAAAAAUCCCCAAAUUCCCACCACUUUCAGAACUCCAUAAUUAAAAUAAAUGGAUCCCAAAUCAACCCCAGUGCUAAUCCUUGAUUAUGGAUCCCAAUACACACACUUAAUCACGCGCAGAAUCCGAUCUUUAUCAAUCUUUACACUCUGCAUUUCAGGCACAUCUUCCCUCAAAUCAAUCACUGACUUAGCCCCAUCUGUAAUCAUCCUUUCUGGUGGCCCUCAUUCAGUCCACGCGCCUCACGCGCCUUCUUUUCCUGAUGGGUUUCUUGAAUAUGUUGAUAAAAAUGGCAUCUUUGUGCUGGGUAUAUGUUAUGGGCUGCAGUUGAUUGUGCAGAAGUUGGGUGGGCUAGUUGGUGUUGGUGAGAAACAAGAGUAUGGAAAGAUGGUUAUUGAAGUUGUCAAAGAUUUUGGUGGGUUGUUUCAUGGGAAGAAUGUUGGGGAUAAGCAGGUUGUUUGGAUGAGCCAUGGCGAUGAAGCGGUUAAGUUGCCGGCUGGGUUCGAAGUCGUGGCGAAAAGCGAACAGGGUGGGAUUGCAGCUGUGGCGAAUCCGGAGAGACGGUUUUAUGGGCUGCAGUAUCAUCCUGAGGUGACACAUUCACAGGAGGGAAUGGAAUUGUUGCGCCAUUUUCUUGUUGAUAUUUGCGGUGUCCCCACUAAUUGGAAGAUGGAAACUCUAAUGGAGGAUGAAAUAGAAGUGAUCAAAAGUAUGGUUGGCCCUGAUGAUCAUGUUAUAUGUGCAUUAUCUGGAGGUGUAGACUCAACUGUUGCAGCCACUCUAGUUCACAAGGCCAUUGGCGAUAGGCUGCAUUGUAUUUUUGUCGACAAUGGGUUGUUACGAUACAAGGAGCAAGAACGCGUAAUGGGAACCUUCGAAAGAGAUCUUCAUCUGCCUGUUACUUGUGUUGAUGCCUCGGUGCAAUUUCUUGGGGAAUUGAAAGGUGUUACAGAUCCCGAGAAGAAGAGGAAAAUAAUUGGGAAGGAGUUUAUAUCAAUUUUUGAUGCAUUUGCUCAUGAUUUAGAGAAAAAGUUGGGAACGAAACCUACUUAUCUGGUUCAAGGAACUCUGUAUCCAGAUGUAAUUGAAUCUUGCCCACCACCCGGAAGUGGAAGGACCCACUCUCACACAAUCAAGAGCCAUCAUAAUGUUGGCGGACUUCCUAAAGAUAUGAAGUUGAAGCUCAUUGAACCACUCAAGCUUCUAUUCAAAGAUGAGGUUCGUGAACUUGGGAGGAUUUUGGAUGUUCCUGUAGGGUUCUUGAAGCGGCAUCCGUUUCCUGGGCCAGGACUUGCCGUGAGAAUUCCAGGUGAUGUCACCCAAGGAAAUGCAUUGGAUAUCCUCCGCCAGGUAGAUGAGAUAUAUAUUCAAGCAAUUAAGGAUGCUGGGAUUUAUGAUGAAAUAUGGCAGGCUUUUGCUGUGUUUUUACCCAUAAAAACUACUGGUGUUCAAGGUGAUCAGAGGACUCAUUCUAAUGCCGUUGCACUUAGAGCUGUCACAAGUAAAGACGGCAUGACUGCUGACUGGUACUAUUUUGAGCACAAGUUUCUGGACGACGUAUCAAGAAAAAUCUGCAAUAGUGUUCGUGGGGUGAACCGAGUUUGUCUAGACAUUACAUCCAAACCUCCAUCUACUAUCGAAUGGGAAUGAUAUGGUUGACCCUAAAAUGAGUCAACCUCAUAGCAAAUUAAGUGAAUUUAGCAAGGUUUAUGCAUAAUGACAAUAUGUUGGUGCAGGUAAGGAAUUUUGUAGAUUGGGAAAUGUUGAACAUUCUAUAUUUUGUUUUACAAAUUAUGACCUUUCUUUC
Messenger RNA from Erigeron canadensis, 1884 nucleotides. RefSeq names its product GMP synthase [glutamine-hydrolyzing]-like. Gene Ontology annotation, cellular component: cytosol. The coding region runs from base 129 to 1727 and encodes 532 amino acids. Gene Ontology annotation, biological process: GMP biosynthetic process. The transcript is spliced from 6 exons. Lineage: Eukaryota; Viridiplantae; Streptophyta; Magnoliopsida; Asterales; Asteraceae. Gene Ontology annotation, molecular function: GMP synthase (glutamine-hydrolyzing) activity; GMP synthase activity; ATP binding. The record is from RefSeq and is a predicted model, not a curated record.